Messenger RNA from Nezara viridula (southern green stink bug), 868 nucleotides. The record is from the annotation of a GenBank genome assembly. NCBI's taxonomy places the organism in Eukaryota, Metazoa, Arthropoda, Insecta, Hemiptera, Pentatomidae.
GAGUGGCCAAAGACAUCUUUAAUUUUUAAAAAGUUGAGAAACGUCCAAUGUUCUGUAACAUAACUUCAAUAUUAACCAAUUCUAAUGAUUUUUUUUUUCAUGAUUCAACUUGAACAUUUUUCAAUGAAAUCAUCAGAAAGAGUUAAAAUUAUAUAAUAAAAAUUGACCUUUUAUUCUCCUUAUGAAAAUUAAAAAUGUCGGUCUUUGAUAUGAUGAUUAUGUUAUGAAUGGGAAUACAAGGAAGUUCUUCUUCUAUACCACCAAAUCAGUAUUAAACAUUGGAAGAGUGAAGACUUCUCUCUAGACGCUCCACAUGCAGAUAAGUAAUAUAAGAAACACUGAGUUCGUUUACUAUGAUGAUCGGCGAACGCUUCGGAAUACAGUCAUGAAAUUUGAACACAGAAUAUAUUUCUACAUGACUGAUCUCAUAAGAACUUAUGUAAUGCAAUUCAAGCAUAAACUUGUAGUCGAUUAAGUAUAUUUGAAAGUAAUUCAGAUUAUACAUAUGAGAGAGGGAGUAUCUAUUCACAUAUUACUAAAAGGUUAUGUUGACAUGUCACUAAAAUAUUUGAUGAAUUUGAGGAAAUUUAACUUAAGCUCUAAAUAUAUUAUAUCAGACUUGACAAAUUCAACUUUCUCAAGAAGAACAUGAACUGUAACUGUUCCUUGUCGUCACAGAACGACAAACAGCUGACUUGAAAGGCGUUUUAACCUGAGGAUGGUGUUAACACAAAUGGUAAACACAUACACCACAAUGUUAUUGAGCCCAUGAUUCAUAAAUGUGUUUAUUUAUAUAUUCUUCCAUCAUUGUUACCAUGAGCAACUUUUUGUAAUUUAUAUAACAAUAAAAUGUAUGUUCUUGGCUUUU